This is a messenger RNA of Linum trigynum, 2228 nucleotides long. Lineage: Eukaryota; Viridiplantae; Streptophyta; Magnoliopsida; Malpighiales; Linaceae. The record is from the annotation of a GenBank genome assembly.
UACGUAUUUAUUCACCCACAAUGAAGUCGAGCAACAUAACAAUGCUAACGAGGGCGGCGGUGGCGAUCGCCAUCUCCCUGGUGGCCGCCGUCGCCAAAGCAGAGGAGGGCGAGGUAGAACCAGCGGGGUUCCUGCCGAAGAAGACGACGGUGACGAUCACCAACAGGCUGGAGAGCCAGGCGGAGCUGACGGUGCAUUGCAAGUCCAAGGACGACGACAUCGGGGUGAAGGUGCUGAGUUACAACCAGGAGUUCGGGUUUCACUUCAGGGCCAACAUAUUUUUCACGACUCGGUUCUACUGCUCGUUCGAGUGGCCGGACGGCGACGGGAUCCACUGGUUCGAUAUUUACAAGCAAAAUAGGGAUUACUCAGUUUGCAAGGACUGUCAGUGGAUUGUGAAAUCACUUAGUCCAUGUAGGUUUAAUGAUGUGACUAAAGCUUAUGACGUCUGCUAUGAAUGGAACAAAUCAAAUGUCUGAUUAAUUAAAUAACAAAUGACCCAUGAUUGUACCGGAUGAUUUCUAAGAACGCCCAAGUUUUGGGGGGUUUAUAAUUAAAUGUUAAAUGCAAAAUUUGUAACGUUUUGUGUGUGUGUGGGGUGUGUUUAAAACCAAAAUCAUCUAAUAAUUAAGGAGAAUAGUCAUACCGUCGUAUAUAUUAUGAAAGUAAUGAACCAAGCACGACGGUUGACAGUUGACCAAUAACCAAUUGACAAUCUCCACAAAAAUUCAAAACAGAAAAACCAUGGUUCAAACACCACUGCAUAAAAUUUCUUAGGACUCAAUAUAGGAUGAGUAACCUAAAGGUGAGUAACAAUGAGUAACCAAAUCUGGACCCUUCUUUUUAAGUGACUGCAGAUCUAAGGGUGGAGAAUUAAAGGAAUUUAAUUUCCCUAAUUUUCUUAAUUGGAUCAUAUCUUCUUCAUUCUAACUCGGAUUUCAAUUUUUUUUACACAGAUGUAACGAGUUCGCUGUGCUCUACAAAUGAUAUCCAUUUUCAAUAUUUUUUGAGAAAUUUUUUUUCAUCCCUCUCGUUACCAACUCCAUACAAUAUGGUAUCUCCUUCGUUGUUUAGUCAUUUUCGGAAAUUUUUGCAGAAAAGGAACGAUUUAAUCAUGAUCUAUUGGAUUUCAAAAUUUUCUGGGGGAAAAAAUUUCAAACCUCUCAUUACCAACUUCAUACCACCCUGGUAUGAGGUGGUAUUUUUCAUACCAUAUGGUAUGCUGUUAUUUAAUACCAUAUGGUAUUUACUGGUAUUAAAUAACAACAUAUGAUAUUGACUGGUAUUUUUCAUACCAUAUGGUAUGCUGUUAUUUAAUACCAGUCAAUACCAUAUGGUAUAAGACUAGUAAUAACUGGCAAAUUUUUUUUGUUCCAAAAAAUAUCAAAAUGGAUAUAAUUUUGAAGAGCACAAUUAAUCUGAUCUAACUGUGAAAAAAAAUUAAAUUCCGAGUUAAAACGAGUGAGAAAUCGUCCGUUAAAGAUUAAGGGGAAAAAAUUAAUGAUUUUUCCAGGAGAGAGAAAGAGGCGCUGAUGUGACAGAUUCUUAUUGGGUUAUGCAUGGGGUUACUCACCACAAGGUACUCACCGGAUCUGCUCCCAUUCCUUAGCACUAAUAAUUCCAGAAUAAAUAGGUCGGUGAUACCUUGAAGGUCUGAGUUCUGGUCCUUAAGCCUCCUUUUUUAAGGAGGAUCUUAAAGCGUUGUGAUUGGUUGAUUUGGUUUUAGGUAGUUAGUAAGGAGUUAUUAGUUAGUGAGGAGUUAUUAGUUGUCAAGGGUAUGUUGGGAAUUAUAAAUAAUAUAAAAAUUAAAUAAUAAAUCAUACUAAUUUUCAAACCCACGUCUCGUUGGUUUUUCUCCCUCCCAGCGUAACAGGUUUUGUGUUAACCCGUCUCUUCGAGAGCAGUCUCCAGUCGUCUCCGUCUCCGUCGUCGGAAAUCUUUGUCUUUAUUAUUUAUCCGGACGUCCCUUCAUUAGCAGUCUCCGGCCAUCGGCGCCGUCGGCACCCCAACUUCCUGUUCGCCCCAGUUUCCUGUCUGGUCCUCGCUCUUUCCCCAAAAUCCAUUCCCGGCUUUGCUUCAGUCCGUCGUCUAUCCCGGUCAGUUUGUCGUCGAUCCCUUCUCUCUCCUCGGCGGCGUUUAAGGUAAUCUUCGUCGCCUUCCAAGGAUCCCGUUCACUGACGAUGGUCAAUAUCUUUUCCCAAUCUGUUGAAUUAACGUUGAAGCGUUUU